AUAGGAACUUUUCAAAUGCCAUAAUAGGGGCACUUUAAAUUCCUGUUGAUAAAAUUUUUCUUGUUUGAAUAUACUUUAGUUGUGUACUGUUUUUUGUUUGUUUGUUUUUUGUAGGUUUGGCCUCAUAUAUGAGGAUAUAUUCAUGUAUGGUUUUAAGGGUUUAAAAUAAGCGCACAGUCUACCUGCACCAAUUGAAUGAAAGAGAGACCAAACAAUAAAGAUCUGAAGUUCUUCGACUCCCGGCUGGUUUUACAGCAGAAUCAGAAUCAUGGACAACUCCUCAAAGUGCUGCGAUUUCAAUACACCCAUCUUGGACAAAGUCCUACCUCCUAUACUAUUCAUUGAAUUCAUUUUUGGUCUUAUGGGGAAUGUCCUCGCCCUCUCGAUGUUCUUCUACCACAGGGACACCUGGAAGCCCAGUUCUGUUUAUCUAGCUAACUUGGCUGUGGCGGAUGCUGUGGUCCUUUUCUGCCUUCCUUUCAGGGCCGACUACUACCGCAGGGGCAAGGACUGGGUCUACGGAGACGCUCUCUGUCGUAUUUUGCUGUUUCUUUUGGCCGCCAGCAGAGCUGCUGGUAUAUUCUUCCUCACUGCCAUCGCCGUGGAUCGAUACCUGAAGAUCGUCCACCCUUUCAACCGCAUCAACCGCAUGGGUCUGCGCUACGCCCUGUGGGUGUCUGUUGGCCUUUGGGGUCUCAUCAUAGCCAUGACUGUCUACCUGUUAACAGACGAACAUUUCUACUCUCUAAACAACCACACGCAGUGUGAGAGCUUCAACAUAUGUUUGGGACGCAAUGCAUUGUCCGACUGGCACAAUAUAUUCUACGUUAUCCAGUUCUUUGUGCCCGCAUGCAUUGUAAUCUAUUGUACAGCUUGUAUUACGUGGCACCUGAAAAGUAAGACGGUGGACACACAGGGCAAAAUCAAGAGGGCAGUGCAGUUUAUUUUAGCAGUUGCUCUGGUUUUCAUUAUAUGUUUCUUCCCAAGCAACGUCUCUCGUAUUGCAGUGUGGGUGCUGAAGAGCUGGCAUAACGAGUGCCACUAUUUCCGUGAUGCAAAUGUAGCUUUUUACACCACUGUCUGCUUUACCUACUUCAACAGCGUACUCAAUCCCAUCGUUUAUUAUUUCUCCAGCCCCGCGUUCAGUGGAUCCCUCAAGAAACUCUAUAUGAAGCUUCUAGGAAAGAAAAUGGAGGAUGAGAACAAUGAGAAGAACAAUCAUAGUUCUGUUACAGUAUCAGCUAAUGUCUCUUAA
Molecule: messenger RNA, 1255 nt
Organism: Ctenopharyngodon idella (grass carp)
Lineage: Eukaryota; Metazoa; Chordata; Actinopteri; Cypriniformes; Xenocyprididae
Product: hydroxycarboxylic acid receptor 2-like
Exons: 1
Coding region: 269-1255 (328 amino acids)
Biological process (GO): G protein-coupled receptor signaling pathway
Cellular component (GO): membrane
Molecular function (GO): G protein-coupled receptor activity
Source: RefSeq, a predicted model, not a curated record